UAGAAUUACUUUUGCAAAUGUUUUUCGUUGAAUCGAAAAUUUAUCAAAAACAAGACGUAGUUAUUAAUUUUCACCUAAUACAACAAUAAUUAUUCAUUAUUAUUCGAUAAUGUGAGAUUUAAUGAGGAUAAAAUAUCCGCAUACCUAAUUUCUACAUCAAAUUAAAAAUACACACAAUCAAAAAAUAAAUAAAUAAUCAAAUUAAAGAAAAGAAGACGCAAUAAUAAAAUAACAAAAAGUAGCAAACUAAUACUAUAAUAAAAUAAUAUUAUAAUUAAACUACACGAAAUAACUUAUAUAUCCUUUGCACAAAAUCAAACUACGUAAUAAUAACAAUAACUAACUAUUCAAUAAAAUAUCAUAAACUGAGUAAUUUAAAAAACGAAAAAAGGGAAAAGAAGUGAAAGGAAAAGACCAAUAAAGAUUAUCGUAGAGUGAUUAAUACUCUUUUGUUUUUAAUCAAAAUCUUGAAUUUGAGUUCUCUAAAUACAAAUUCGCUUUUGUUAGAAAGUGAAGGAAAAAAAAUAAUCAAAAGAAGUUUGCAACAAAAACCGAUAUGAGACUUCACUGUGGUUACCAAACAACGGUUGAAAAAUAAAAAAAAAUAUAUCAAUAAAAAGCCAAAUAGUAACGAAUCUAAAUUUAAUUUAAUUUAAUUUUAAUAUGGAUACGAAUAAAAAAUAAGAAAAUAAAAAGAUAAUACUCCUUUGUCCCAAUUUACAUCAAACUCAAAUAAACCUAUAAAAUUUUUUGAUAAAUUUAUUUGAAUGUCGAAAUUUCGAAAAAGAAAUAUGUUUGGAGCCCAAAGAAAAGACGGCUUUCCAUAGGAACAAGUGCUCCGUUUCGCCAUUAAAGCAUUUUUUUUCCUUCGCUUCUUCUUCAGACAACACAGAGAAAACUUAGUGUGGGUAUUUUCUCGUUUCUCGUAUUUGCUGGUGAAAAGUAUCCCGUGGAAUUAUUCGAGCUGUACAAAACCGGGCCUGGAUUCCAUGCAGCUGGAGUUUUCAGAAAAAUACUUUCAUUUCAUGUAGAUGGUGAAAUUUAUGAAGUUUUUUACUGCAUCUCUAUGUUUAUGAAAGAGUGGAAUUGGGGUGAAAUAGCAGUGAAUUUUUGUUGUGAGCUGUUCGUUUGUUGGAGCUGAAUUCUAUUUUAAUGGGUCGACCAGGAUUGAGGAAUUAUGACAAUCAUUAUGAAGCAAGACGUGGAAACAGAAAGAGAGCAAAAUAUUCCGGUGAAGUAAAGUUAAGUGACAAUCGCAGGCAAAAGAUUUCAAGAUUAGAGAAUGUUGAUGCGGAUUAUGUUGAGUUUGUGAAGCUACUCUACAACUAUGAUAUAAAUUCUCAGUCAUACACAAAUGAACAUGGAAAUGAUGUCAGCUAUGAUGAGGUUGAGGAUGAGGAUGAUACUGACCCGCAGUACAAGAUAUUUUUGGCUAAUGCCAAGCGUGAUGGGAGGUCAUAUAUCCUUAACCUCAAUAGAAAGGAUGAGUUUCCUGUGUCCAUUAAGUAUGAAAAAGAGAGUGCGUGUAAUAAUGGGUGCACAUGUUUCUGUUGUCAAAAACAGAAAGAUAUGGAGACUCAAAAGGAUGCUAUGGAUGAGGCAAUCUCACUCAAUAUAUGUAGCAAAGAUGAGCUAAAAAAUCGGAGAUUUCCAAGGACUGAUCCCAGGUAUGAUAGCAAUAGAUCCAUGGGAGGCAUGGAUGUGAUAUUUGAGCCUUCCGAUCCUACUUCUCAGAGAAACAAUGAGAAUAUGAGCCGGAAGCUUAGCACGGGGCAAUGUGGUGCAUCCAAGAGGCAGGGGAAGUGUGAGACUAAGAUAAAGUCGUGUAAGGAGAAGAUGGUGGAAAAAGGGAGUAAACUAGUACAUGUCAGAGACAAAGAAAAAGCAUCUGAUGUAGGUGAAGAUUAUGCGUUACUUCUGGAGAAUCUUCAAUGUGAAAAAUGGGGCAUGAAAGCCUCGUUAAGCGGCUGCAAUAUCAAGUAUGAAGCUUCUGAUGAUGACCUUGAAAUCCUUUACGACAGUAAUGAUAUGCUCAAGAAGAAACGUGAGCCGUCUGAGUUCAGGAAGAAAGUCACAGAUCUUCUGAAGAAGCCUUACAAUCCAAAGGAGUACAAAGAACUAUGGACAUAUGUCAAUGAUCAAAAACCAGUGGAAAGGAAUAUGGAAUCGCGUAGAGGGGGAGUGAAGUCCUACAAGACAAAGAAAAUGGGAAAAUCAUAUCUGGAGUACUAUACAGACCUUAAGGAAAGACUUGAAGUAGUUGGUAAUAACGAGAGGAAGAAGUUGAAGAUCAUGCGUGGCUUUUCGUUUUGGUUACAGAAUCUCACUAACGCAGGAGCCUUCAAACCAUGGAACGAUACUGAGUUUCUUGCACUGGUAGCUGGAUCUAGUUAAGAAGUGAUGCACUUCCAGUCCAACUUUAACUGAUUAAUCACACUCAAAGACGAUCACCGGAACAUGUAUAUGAUGAAUAUUGUGGUGAAGACUGAAAUCAUGGACUCCAUUUUAUAAAAAGUCAGUAUAUCAUACAGGAAAGCAAAUGUAGACGCAGAUCAUCUUGUGAAUUUUCUGCAUAUCCGCGGAACUUUUUGUUUCUUAUUUUCGUGAUCUUCCAAGUUCUCCCUCCUGUCCUUAUUUUUUGAAGGCCCUGGGAAUUUUGUACAUUCUCAAACAAGGAUGUAAAUGGAGUUGAUUCAGUGUAUGCAAAAGUGUGCAUAUUAGUCUUUUUUUGGA
Messenger RNA from Solanum lycopersicum (tomato), 2733 nucleotides. RefSeq lists its product as uncharacterized. The record is from RefSeq and is a predicted model, not a curated record. Lineage: Eukaryota; Viridiplantae; Streptophyta; Magnoliopsida; Solanales; Solanaceae.